AUGGGAAGCAUUAGUUUAUUGGUCAUGCAUUCUGGGAGGUGGAACAAUGAAAAUUGCUAUGUUGAUUACAGUACGGAAGCAAUUGUGCUAAAAGAGCAUGCGACAUUUAGAGAACUAACGGAUCUUGUUUCAAAGCAAAUUUGUGUUGACUUGAGCUUCAACAUUGUGAAACUUAAAUAUAAGAUAGAGGGUAGUACUGCACCUCUGGAAAUACACAACGACAUGGGCGUGAGAGUGUAUGUGUCGUUGAAAAAAGAUAACAAAGAAUUGUCAAAGUAUCAUAUAUGUGUAUCCGUAUUUGUGAAUGACUGUCAAUUAGCUAAUAGAAAUAUGUUUGAAGAUGGAUUCGAAAUGUGUGGGCCUGAUGGAAUAGAUAUAGUUGAUACAGAAUCAUUAGUGCUUAGUGUGCCGAACAAUAGCGAUAACAUGAAUUGCGACAUUAUUACAAACGUCAAACAUAAGGUAGUGUUGGAAGAUCAAGUUUAUAAGGACAAGGGAACUUUAAAGGCUGUGAUGACGCAAUACGCUAUUGAUCAUAGAUUCCAAUGGAAAACAGACAGAUCGAGUCAAACAUGUUAUACACUUGUUUGUGUCUCUAAUAAUUGUGGGUGGGUGUUGAAGUCGUCAAGUAUCAAUAAAUCUGGAAUGUUCAGAAUAAGAAAAUUCGUAGAUGAUCACACGUGUCCAUUGAAAGAUAAGGUUUAUGAACAACGCCAAGCAACAAGCAAUCUUAUUGGAGGUAUGAUACAACCCAAGUUAGUUGAUCAUAAAAGGAAGUUGACGCCAAAGGAUAUACAACAAGAUGUCAGCUUAGCUCUUGGAGUAAAUGUAUCAUACUCAGUGGCGUGGAAGGCUAAAGAAAAGGUUGUAAUUUCUUUAAGGGGUACCCCAUCUGGUUCUUAUGGUAAACUUUCAAGCUACUUAUACGUAUUGGACGCUACCUACCCUGGAUCUCAUAUAAGGAUGAAGAAAACCGAUGAAAAUCAAUUUCUUUAUCUUUUUAUUUCUCUCUUCCCGUUCAUAAAAGGUUUUGAGUGUUGUAAUCCAAUUGUCGUAGUUGAUGGCAGCCACCUCAGGGGGACUUACAAUGGAGUAUUUGUUUCUGCAAGAAAUGUUGAUGGAGCAGGAAAUAUAUUGCCGCUAGCAUAUGGAAUUAUUGAUUCAGAAAAUGAUGCAUCCUGGACUUGGUUUUUUGAACAGUUUAGAGAAGCGCAUGGCGUUAAAUAUAACAUGUGCGUUGUGUCUGAUCGAAACGAAAGUAUUAUAAAGGCAGUUUCGAGGGUAUUUGAUGGAGUUCCUCAUUAUGCCUGUAUUUGGCAUUUGUGGAAAAUGUGA
Molecule: messenger RNA, 1335 nt
Organism: Solanum pennellii
Lineage: Eukaryota; Viridiplantae; Streptophyta; Magnoliopsida; Solanales; Solanaceae
Exons: 3
Coding region: 1-1335 (444 amino acids)
Source: RefSeq, a predicted model, not a curated record